Molecule: messenger RNA, 477 nt
Organism: Plasmodium gallinaceum
Lineage: Eukaryota; Apicomplexa; Aconoidasida; Haemosporida; Plasmodiidae
Exons: 1
Coding region: 1-477 (158 amino acids)
Source: RefSeq, a predicted model, not a curated record
AUGGAAGGGAACAAGUAUCCUAAAGAAAAUAUAAGAUUAGUUUUAGAAGAUGAUAAAGCUAUUAGUGGUAAUACUUCUGACCCUUUCUUUAUUACUAAUCUUAGCCCAUUUCCCUCAUCUUCUACAGCAGAAAUGCAACAAAGUGAUAGCGGAGUUAUUCCUAUAUACCAAACUAGCAACUUGACAGCUGAGGAGAAUCCCCUUUUAAUGAAUGCAUUAGCAAUUUUGGUUCUUUUACUAAAUAUGUUCACAAUUAAAUAUAAAAGGAAAGUAAUUAACAGAACACCCUUUAAAACUAUUGGAGAUCUAAAAGUAGAAAUUGUAGAAGAUAUUCAAACAUUAAGUUUAACUCCAAAAGAAAACCCAUUAGAAUCAGAUCCACAAUCAACAGAAAACGAAGAUGGAGAAGGUGAUAAUUUCUUCCAAGAAAGUGAUGAUAAUUAUAGUGAAACAGGUGACAUGAGCGUUAUGGAGUAA